Molecule: messenger RNA, 973 nt
Organism: Asparagus officinalis (garden asparagus)
Lineage: Eukaryota; Viridiplantae; Streptophyta; Magnoliopsida; Asparagales; Asparagaceae
Product: auxin-induced protein 22D-like
Exons: 3
Coding region: 73-600 (175 amino acids)
Biological process (GO): regulation of DNA-templated transcription
Cellular component (GO): nucleus
Molecular function (GO): protein binding
Source: RefSeq, a predicted model, not a curated record
CUCAUAAACAAACACUGUUCCAAUACAAACUUCAUCCUCAAAGAGAAGAUAACAAAAAAAUAUAUAUAUAUAAUGGAAGGAGCAAAGAACUACAAUGGAGAGUUUGAGAACCUCAAGGCAACGGAGCUUAGGCUUGGCUUGCCCGGAGCUGACGAUGAACCGAAGAAACCAGUUGUCGGUAACAAGAGGACGAUUGAAGAGUCACCUGAGGCUAACUUUGCUCCAGUGGCCAAAGCACAGAUUGUAGGAUGGCCGCCGGUUCGAUCUUUUCGAAAGAACAAUGUUCAGGCAAGGAAAGCUGAAGCUGAGGUUGGAGGGAUGUUUGUGAAAGUUAGUAUGGAUGGAGCUCCAUACUUGAGAAAAGUUGACCUCAAGAUGUAUAAAGGGUAUAAAGAACUGAGGGAGGCCUUGGAGAACUUGUUCAAGGGGUUUUCGCUUGGCGAGAUGGAAGGGUCCUCCGACUAUGCAAUCACAUAUGAAGAUAAAGAUGGGGAUUGGAUGUUGGUUGGAGAUGUUCCAUGGGGGAUGUUCAUUUCCUCCUGCAAGAGGCUGAGGGUAAUGAGAGGAGCCGAGGCAAGAGGAUUGGAUUCAAAUCCAUGAACGUAGUCAUCGCUAACUGAAGAGAGGUGAACAGGAAUUGACUUGUCCUGCUUCGAUUCUUCUCGGAGAUAAUUGUUGAAGAAAAGCUUGGAAUCGGAUCUGUCAUGUUUAUCAUCUCACCAUCAACCAACAAAAAGAAGCAAAAGGAUGAAGGAGGAAGAGGGGGUGGAGUAAAGGACAGCUAUGUAUGAAGAAGUCUUCAUCCGAAACAGAACGUGCAUAUAGAGAAAGGGAUCUUUCUAUCCCAUGUAAUUGUACAAAGAAAUUGUCACAUGUUUCUUGUAGCAUGCAAUAUAGUUGUUUAUUAAUAUUAGAAUAUGUAUUUAGCAUAUAUUUCUAAUGAAUAUCUGAGAUCAAAGACCUUUUUUUGGAA